Messenger RNA from Lachancea mirantina, 1815 nucleotides. The record is from the annotation of a GenBank genome assembly. NCBI's taxonomy places the organism in Eukaryota, Fungi, Ascomycota, Saccharomycetes, Saccharomycetales, Saccharomycetaceae.
AUGAUUUGGCAACUCAGGAAGCGCCAUCUGAGCAAGAAUUUCUUGUUGCUGGCGCUCUUGUCUCUUCUCAUAUAUACGGGUCUGACAUUAAAAUCGGGACACGAAGAAACAAAUCUCAUUAGAACAGCCGUUGUGACGGGCCAACGAUCGGAAUCGUAUUCCCCCUUCUACAGGACGCUUGCAGGACGGGCCUUUGGGGAUUUGUUUGUUAGGAACCCUUUUGAUCUGGCGCAGUGGCACAACUGGUCCCUGCAAGAAAAAUGCCAUUUCUAUUUCGACACCACCUAUCGAAUCAAUUCCGAAUGGUCAAAUGACAUGGUCCGGUAUUAUUUCGGAAACCCGGGACUUGAUAACGCAGUCGUGUCGCUUUUGGGAGAAAGAAUGCGUAUGUACCGAGACUGUUUCAUUGAUGCGGCCCUCGAUUUGACAAAAGUGCUCGCGGAUCGUGAUGUGACCGACUUUGAUCAUCGUAUGUUUCCGUUUUUGAAGAGGGCCACAGACGUCCGCGAUCUCCGGCCGCAGGUAACACAUCUAAAUUCAGGAGCCGAAGUGGACUUCUGUCAAAACUUUGCUGCGUCCGAAAACCAGGCCUCUUUCUGGUCAAGUUGGGCUGCGUGUUCUUCUGGCAGUGGGAUCGCCCUGACACUGGGCCAAAGACACGUUAACUUAUUUGGAAAGUUACUUCGUGUUCUACAGCAUCUGGGCAACACUUUGCCCAUUCAGAUCGUUCAGAAGGGAGCAGAGUUGUCGACCGACACUAUCGAUCAAAUUUCCCAACUGGCCGUUUCAAGCGGCCAGCAGGUAUACCUGGUAGACUGCGCACCUAUUCUCGCUGAUAAUUAUCAAACCUCCGACAUCAACGCCUUUGUCAAUAAAUGGCUUGCCGCGACUUUCAACACCUUUGAGGAAGUUGUGCUGCUGGAUGCAGACGUGGUUCCUUUUCUAGAACCUUCAGAAUUCUUGGCCGAGCCUAAUUAUCGGAGAACCGGAGCUGCUUUUUACAAAGACAGGACCAUCCUUUCCGAGCACACUUUCCCUUACUGCAUUGAAAUGUUCGAUGGUCUCGAACCCUCACUAGAAGAGAAAUACCUCAUGAACCAUACUACGAAGAUAAACAAGGAGACCGUACCGCGCGGUAAGCUUAACGUCGAAAGUGAAGAGGAACGCUUAUUCCAAAGAUUCACGUAUGAUAUAGUACUGCAUGGCGUGGACAGCGGAUUGGUAGUGUUAAAGAAAAGGGACAAAAUGGCAACUUUGUUGCUUUCAUUUCUCAUGAAUCUGGACAAGAAGGUCCAACGUUGCGUCUACGGCGACAAAGAAUUGUUUUGGUUGGCUCAAAUUUACAUGGGCGAGGAUUUCGUUCUAUACCCGACAGCUGGUUGUGCCAUUGGAGAGAUAGAAAAGAAAAAGCUGGAAAAUGGUCAAGAAGAGUACCGUAUUUGCUCAACGCAAAUGGCACAUAGUGAAAAUGGUCGUCUCUUAUGGACAAACGGCGGGCUGGCAACUUGUAAAAUUCGCAAAGCGGCAGAACAAGAUUUUGAAACCUCACCCGAGUAUUUCAGGACCCAUUACCAUGAUAUCAAGACGCUGGACGACAUUUAUUCGCGCCCGCUCAUUAUCAAUGGAAUAAUCGUACCGGACGUUUUCGAAAGACCGUGGACACAGAAGGAAGAGUGUAAAAGGUAUACAUACUGCGCCUCCGCCCUAAAACGACCAGACGGAAUUUUCUCACCAAAUGCAGAGGUCGAACUGUUGGACGGCGUUGUCUUAAAAGAACUCAACUCAAUUUCCCAUCUCUGGAAUUCGGAACCAUGA